CCGGUCGGUUAAAGUAAAUUUUAAAAGUUAAGAAACACCACACAACACACCAAUCACUGCUCUGUUAACUUAAAAUUAAUGCGCAUGCGUGCAGUUGACUUGAAACAGUGAAGAAAUAAACAAUACACAUCAUAAUAUACGAAGCAAAAUAAACAAACGGAUUAUAUAUUUCGAAUAGAAAAACAAAACGCACAAAAUAAUUAAAGAAAAAAGAUAAAUAAUUUAAUAAAAUUGAUAAUUUUGUAAACGUAAUACUGCAAAAAUUAUUAAAACAUUUUAAAAUAACGACUUGAAAUAACAAAUUUUUAAGAAAAAACACUAAUUAAAUAUAUUAAUUUUAUUGCUCUGGUAAUGAAAAUUUCUUUAUCAUUCGAAUCAAAGUGUUAAUUAUUUAAAUUAGUUUAUUUCGAGAAGUAUUUAUUUGAAUUUUUUUUAAAUGCGUAUUCUUAAAAGUUUUAUGUGCAAAUGAAAAUGAAAGUAUUGAAAAUUAAGCGAAAAAUUAAACCUUUCUUAAGCCCUCUACAAACAAUGUCAAUCAAACAACAACGCCAUAAUAAUAAUAAUCAUCAUCAUCAUAAUUAUCAUAAAAAUAAUAUAAUGGUGUCGUCGUGUUUUUGUGUGUUUUUACUUAUAAACAUAUUUAAUUUAACAUUAUGUAAUAAUGUAAAUGUUGAAAACGAUAGUGAAAUUAAAUUAUCGUCAAAUAUAAAAGCAACAACAACAACGGCUACGACGAAUAUUGUACAGACUACUAAUAAAUAUGGGAAUGAAUCAUUAUUGGAGGCACGCGAAUUAUUUGAAGAUUCAACUGGUAUGGUGUGGUCGGAAUUUCUAGAGGAUUAUGUUAUAAGCCAAAGUCCUAGUAGCCGCACUUCCAAAGAUCUACCCUACUAUAGUGAAAUGUCUGGUCCUGGUGGUGGUCCACCCUAUCAAAUGAUGAUAAAUCCAGGAAUGGGACCCAAUCCCUCAAAUCCUCAACCACCCAUUAACUAUCAUUCAUCAGCCUACAAAAGACCAGCUAUUUAUAUAAAUAAACGUAUUGGAGAAGUGGGUGUAGAAUUGGAACCACAUAAAAGACCACCACAACAAGUGGUUAAUCCACAAUUUCGUCCAAUGACAAAUCAAAUGUCACAACAUCAACAACCUGGUCUAUUGCAACAAUUAUUUGGUUUAGGUGGAUCGGAAACAGGUAUUACAAGACCAACAUCAAAUAUACCCACUUCACCGGGAGGAUCACAAAUACCACAACAUAUAAGACCAUUACCGUUGCAGCAACAACAGUUGCCACCGCAACAACAACAUGUAGUACAUAAUGGACCUCAAACAUUUAGAGCAGUAUCGGAAAAUGAUUUAUAUCUAUUGGGUGCCAUAGAGAAAUUAGUCUAUCGUGUAGACUAUUUGGAGAGUCGAGUGAGAAGAACAGAACAAUUGAUUUAUUAUCUAAUGGCUGGUAAUAAACAACAAACUGAAGUACGUGAUCCCUGUCCUACAAACUUUACCCGUAUCAGCGAUAAUUGUUAUUAUAUUAACAGUUAUCAGGCGGUCAAUUGGAAAACUGCUAAUUCCGCUUGUAAAGCUUUAAAUUCCCAUUUGGCUGAAUUUGAAAAACCUUCUGAAAAUGAAGAAAUCAUGGCCUAUUUAUUAAAUCAACCAAAUCAUCGUGGUCGCGAUUAUUGGUUGGGUGGUUUAAAUCCUGGUCUUUUGUGGAUCUGGUCCAACUCUGCUAAACCAGUUAAUCCCAAUAUGAAUUUAACCUCCAUUGCAAUGUCUCACAAAGAAAAACAUGACAAAGAAACCGAAUCGAAUACCAUUGAUGUGGAUGAAAAGGAUGACAAGAAAAAAUCUGAUAACACGGAUAUUUUAAAUAAUACCGUUGAAAUCGAAGGUCAAGGUAGAUGUCUGAGAUUGUCUUAUAAUUCUGCAAAACAUAGUUACAAUUAUUAUGGACAAGAAUGUACUACGAGACAUCAUUAUAUAUGUGAACAUGAAGACAAGACCUUAGAUAAUAAAAUUAAGAAAAUUGCUAGGGAAUUGAAAUUAUUUGAGUGAACUCCCGAAAGUGUAAUAAAGGGAAAUAAUUGUAUUAAUUUUAUUUGAAGUGAUUUUGUUUUUACUCUUUUUCUUAAUUUAAGUGUUGCAUAUUUGUGUA
This is a messenger RNA of Lucilia sericata (common green bottle fly), 2149 nucleotides long. RefSeq lists its product as uncharacterized. The transcript is spliced from 3 exons. The record is from RefSeq and is a predicted model, not a curated record. Bases 466 to 2049 code for a protein of 527 amino acids. Lineage: Eukaryota; Metazoa; Arthropoda; Insecta; Diptera; Calliphoridae.